AUGACAGUGAAGGAACGCGCGGCGGUUGCCGCAAACCUUCGGCGACUAGCGCUAUUCUCGUCGGCUGUUGCUACGACAACAGUCAUCGUUGCGGUGCUGAUCAUACCAAUGCUGGUUAGUGCCGCAGUAUGGGCACAAGUCGACUCGGAACGUCUAUUCGAUCCGUGCUACUCAUCCACCGCCACCACUUUGCAGUUAUUGGAUGAGAUGAACGUUCCCUUACUGUCAAGGCAAAAGCGCGGAGCUUACGUCUAUCCGCCGACUAGAGGAGUAACCGAACCGAUCAACUCAGGGUGGAAUCCAGCGCCUCCCGUUGGUUGUGUGAUGCAGUUGGGUCCACCUGGACCACCCGGGUUACCGGGACUCGACGGAUUCGAUGGACGAGAUGGAAUUCCUGGAAAGCCGGGAUUCCCAGGAAGAAAUGGGAUACCCGAGAGUGAGAGAGAGCCGUGUUGGAUAUGUCAGAAAGCAGAACCUGGCCCUGUUGGAGCAGUAGGUCCGCAAGGACGUAGAGGAGCGCAAGGAGAACCUGGUAGAAACGGAUAUUCUCCACUACCUGUUCCCGGUCCACCAGGAGACGAAGGCCCACAAGGCUUCGCUGGUCUCGUCGGCAUUCCUGGUCCCCCUGGACUUGAUGGCUUACACGACGAAGUGGUCCGCAUCGGAGGUCCCGGCCAACCAGGACCACCGGGACCGCCAGGCCUCUCCGGACCACCAGGUUACCAAGGUGCUCCAGGGUCACCAGGACCACCCAGCUUCUUGCCUGGUGAUCCAGGUGCAACUGGGCCUCCAGGACGUCCAGGCCAACCAGGCAGAAAAGGACCACGUGGACCGCCAGGCAAGGGUCCUAUCUGUGACCAUUGCCCCGUGCCACAACUAGAAUCCGGAUAUACUGCACCAAAAAUUAAUCCUACUGGAUCCCUCCUGCCUGCAGUUCCUGCUAUACCUACCGUACCUGGUGGAAAUCUGGUACAAGUGGCUCCGUCGUUCAGAACGCUGGAGGAACGACUAAAAAACAAGAAUCUCCUGCAAAGAUUUAAGAACUGA
Necator americanus (New World hookworm) is the source of this 1047-nucleotide messenger RNA. RefSeq lists its product as uncharacterized. The record is from RefSeq and is a predicted model, not a curated record. NCBI's taxonomy places the organism in Eukaryota, Metazoa, Nematoda, Chromadorea, Rhabditida, Ancylostomatidae. The transcript is spliced from 6 exons. The coding region runs from base 1 to 1047 and encodes 348 amino acids.